This is a messenger RNA of Brassica rapa (field mustard), 11835 nucleotides long. RefSeq lists its product as uncharacterized. Gene Ontology annotation, biological process: regulation of DNA-templated transcription. Gene Ontology annotation, cellular component: nucleus. The record is from RefSeq and is a predicted model, not a curated record. NCBI's taxonomy places the organism in Eukaryota, Viridiplantae, Streptophyta, Magnoliopsida, Brassicales, Brassicaceae.
CCUUUACUGCACAGUAACAAAAUUAUCAAAAAUAUUCAACAAAUUUCGAGAUGAAGAUUUAAAGAUAGUUUGCUGUUGGGAUUUUUUGUUGCUACUCUUCUUGUGAAGUCCAAACAUCUUUUUCCCACACAAGUGUUUCUUCGGAUUUUAGUGGUCACUCAAGAAUUUCCUCUCAAACUUCUAAGAGAACAAAUCAAGUAACUCAAUGGCUUCUCCAAGCAAACAAGAGAUGAACACAAGAUAGGAAGAUAAGAUAAUUAGUUUUGAAAUCCGUAUUAACUACUCCUAGGCUGGAUUUCUCCUCAGCCAGCAGAAUUUCUCUUCCACCACCUAGCCAAUUAAAUCAAACUUUUGUUUUUCUCUUUUUUCUUUGAUAGAUCUUUUUCUUUUUUUUUCUUUUUUUUUUCUUUUUUUUUAUUAAAGAAGAAUGGCGGUAGGUAAGGUAGUGGCCCAAAUUUGAGAUAAAAAGAAGAAGAUGAAGUGUUUAGAAAAUGAAAGAUGAGAAGAUGGAUAGAUAGUACCGGUUGAGUGACUUUGAUACCACUUGAUACGCCUUAAAUAAGGGAAUGAUCACUCAGCCGGACUAAGAGGAUAUGAACUCACCAAAAAGGAAAAACUGAUGGAUUGAAUGAUGACACAAGAGGGACGGAAAGUCUCUUGAUACUACCAGACUUUAGUUGUUGCUUGAUAUAGCCAUCUCUCCCACAGACCACCGUCCUCUCUAUCUCUCUCUUAAUUCAACGGCGGAGGAGGACAAGUAUUGUUCCUGUUCGAGGUAAAGAUACCUACAAGACUCUGCCUUUAAACAGAUUUUAUCCAAGCACAAAUAGAUGUAAGUUUUUUUUUUUUUGUGUUCUUAUUACAAGCUUGUUCAUGAGGUGCUUUUUGGUCUUCUAUUAACAACGACAAGUAUCCCUCUGAUGGCUGUAGCAUACAACUCGAUAGAAGUCAACUCCAGUGACUAGGUGAUGCGACGACAACACUCAGGAGGUGGAUGCUCUGGAGGCUGGAGGCUAGUGGCGGAGAAUUAGGGUUGCAGGCAGAGGCUUAGUUUAGGUUAAUUAUGUUUUGGUAUAAUGUUUUAAUUUAUUUUUCGUUUAAUGUAUUCAUUAAUUAUUUGUAUAUUGAUUUUAAUUAAUAAAUAAAAUUUACCUUUUAAUUAUCAAUUAAUUUUCUAUUCAAUUUUGAAUUAUUUAAUUAUGUUUAGGUGUAGUUUUUUUUUAUUUUUUAAAAUUAGUUUGAUUUUAUAAUUUUUUAAAAUAAAAUUUUAAGAGAAUUUAAAAAUAAUUUAAUAGCACGAAACAUUAGCUAUCGUUGCUAAUUUAACUAUAGCAUACAAGAAAACCACUAUUAAAAGUGUCGGACCUAUUAUAACGGGUGCUGUCAGAACGGCUAGAAUUCAUAGUGUUUUCCGGCCGCUAUUAGGGCAUCUCCAUUCCUAUUCCAUUUUUUCCUCUAAAAUGGAGUAAAAGUGAAUAUGGAGUAAAGAAUGCUCUAACCCAACUUCAUAUCUCACUCCAUAAUGAAAUUUACUCCAUAAAUAGAGUAAUCUCUUUUUUGUUUGUUCAUAACUCUAUUAUGGAGUGGGAAAUGAAGUAGGGUUGAGGCAAUUUUACUCUAUUUUCACUUUUACUCUAUUUUGGAGGAAAAAAUGGAGUUUUACAUUGGAGAUGCUCUUACUACCCAUAUAUUUCCUGUAGUGAAUAAUGGAAGAUUUGUAACUGCCCAAAACCUUUAACCCAAAUUUAACUUUGGAUUAAAAGGAAGCCCGCUGAGCAUAGUCCCAUUAGGGAUAAACCUAGGGUUUUCCUUUCUUUUUAUUGAAAAUAGAAAUUCCCCAUCUCUUUUCUUCCCCAUCAGAAAACCAAAGAAAACCUUGCAAGUUUCAUAGAGUUUAGAAACAAGAGAGAGAGAGAGUUUAGAAACCCUAGCCGUCAUAUAUUCUCUCUCUCUCUCUCUCUCUCUCUCUCUCUCUCUCUCUCUCUCUCUCUCUCUCUCUCUCUCUCAUCGGCCUCUCUUUCUCGUUUUCUUGUGUGUCCCUCUCUCCUCGCGCCCGAGCCGGCGUCUCUCUCCCCUCACCGCCGGACCGCCAUGACAUCAACAGAUAGCUUCCGGUCGUCCAUCCCCUCCAGCCGAGCUGAGAUGUCGUGUGGUGUUGUUGUUUUUGCUGCUCGGUGUUCCUUGUUCAUGUUGUUCAGAUCUGCGUACUAGGAUAUUAGAUGCAUGAAACGGAUUAGAUAAAUGGUUGCUAGGUUCAGACUAUGUGUUGUGUGGUUGGUCCUAAAGUGUUGAACGAUGAAGAGGAAGAGUGUGAAAAAUGGUGUGAUGAGAUGUGUGUGAACUGCCGUUUUGUAUUCAGCCGGUUGUCUCUUAGGUAGGACAGCAAUGGAUGUGUAAAACGUGUUAAGAUGAAGAAAUUCAGUUACUUUGGGUAAAAUUGUAAAAACCAAAAUUAGCCGAAAACCAAACGAAUUUUUUCUGGUUCACUUCAGUGAUACUGUGAACAAACCAAAAAUGCCUGACCGAAUAAACAAAAAAAAAAGUGUAACCGCAAGACUAGUUCAAAUAGCAAAAAUAAUCAAGUACUUAAUCAUGUUCAAAAGAAAUAAUAUUUAAUAGUCAGUAACUGGACUAAAAAUUUGUGAUUCACAAGUUUACUUAUGUGUAUGAAAUACAUUAAAAACUAUAAAUUAAUAAUGUUGAGACUAUGAUAUUUUAUUAAGUUUUAGAUCUAUUAAUUUAUAACAAAAGAUUUCCUUUUUAGAUUUUUCUAUCUUUGAAUAUUUCUAUUUAUAAAAUAAGAAAUUAUUUGACUUGACUGUAUAUACAUUAAUUAAAGUUUAGAAAUUCGACUUUCAUAUUGUUUUAUUAUAUGAUUUGGUGAAUAUUUUAUGUUUUAUAAAAUUUAAAUGUGGUUUCGAUAUAAUUUUACUAAAUAUUAUCAAAAUAUAUAGAAGUUUUAUGAAAAAAUAGAGGUAUUUUCGUUGUGAAUAUAAAACCUACAAUAUAAUGUUUAAUUUGUACUUAUCUAUAAAAUAUAUAUAUAAACAGAUUAUUAAUUUAUAAUUUUAAUGAGACCAUGUAUUUACAUAGAACUUUCUAAAAAUUAUUAUAUUAAUAUUUUAUUGAUUUGUGUCAUAUUUUGAACUAGCCCACUUCAAGAUCGAAGAAAAUUAUUAAUUUAUAGUGUCUAUCAAUUUAUCGAUUAUUAAUUUAUAGAGUUUUACUGUACGUAUAAUUAAGGAUACAACUUCCAAACAUGUAAUCUUAAAUCAGUGGCCUUCAAAAUAUUUUCGGUAGCCAAAAAGGAAAGAAAUCUACAAAUAUUAUCCUAAAAUCUAAAAAAUUCAUAUACUCUGAAUUUAACUGGUCCAAGCCUUAAACAUCAGAUUUUCGAGGGAAAAAAAAAAGACUUGUUUUCAAGUUUGUGAGUAAUUUUUAAUAAAAAUAUUCAAAGAUAGAAAAAAUCUAAAAAAGAAAUCUUUUUUAUAACUAAUAAAUCUAUAACUUAAUAAAAUCUUUGAUUUGACUGUACAUACAUUAAUUAAAGUUUAGAAAUUUGACUUUCAUAUUGUCUUAUUAUAUGAUUUGGUGAAUAUUUGAUGUUUUAUAGAAUUUAAAUGUGCUUUCGAUAUAAUUUUACUAAAUAUUAUCAAAAUAUAUUUGAAGUUUUAUGAAAAAAUAGAGGUAUUUUGUUGUGAAUAUAAAACCUACAAUAUAAUAUUUAAUUUGUGCUUAUCUAAAAUAUAUAUAUAAACAGAUUAUUAAUUUAUAAUUUUAAUGAGACUAUAUAUUUACAUAGAAGCUUGUAAACAUUAUUAUAUUAAUAUUUUAUCGAUUUGUGUUAUAUUUUGAACUGAUUCACUUUAAGAUUGAGGAAAAUUAGUAAUUUAUAGUGUCUAUCAAUUUAUCGCUUAUUAAUUUAUAGAGAAUUACUGUACUUAUGAGGAUACAGCUUCCAAAAAUGUAAUCUUAAAUUAUUGGCCUUCAAAAUGUUUUCGGUAGCCAAAAAGGAAAGUAAUCUACAAAUAUUAUCCUAAAAUCUAAAAAAAUUAUAUACUCUGAAUUUAACUAGUCCAAGCCUUAAACAUCAGAUUUUCCAGAGAGAAAAAAAAAGGACUUGUUUUCAAGUUUGUGAGUAACUUUUUUUUAGAGUAUGGCUAUGGAAAGCACGAACCAGCAGAUUGUUGACGCAACGAUCGAAGACGCGAUAUAUUGUCACCAAGUGAUAUACCUUCGUCUUUGUUUUGAUAUUAUGAUGAAACUUAAAAUGGAUACUCGUCCAAUUCUGCGUUUAGAUUAAACUUUUUGUCUUGUCAUUUGAAGUUUUAUUUUGAUAAGUGGUCUUUAUUUUGCAGUGUCGUCACAGGAGAUCGGAUGCUGUUGGAACUUGCGUGACUAAGGAGGGAACCAAGACAUGUGGGUUGAAGUUUUGUCCUAAGUGCCUGUUGAGCAGGUACGGAGAGAUCGGGGAGGAGGUUGCGCUGAAUGAUAAUUGGGUUUGUCCCAGAUGUAGGAAAAUUUGCAAUUGUAGAAGAAUAAAGGUGAGAAGCCUACUGGGAUGUUGACAGCCACAGCUAAGAAAAAUGGUUGCUCCAAUGUCUCUGAGUUCCUCAAAAAAGAGGGUUCUGAAAAAUACUUUUACAGGGGGAAGGUGAAACCGGAAAAUGUUAUUGGACAAGGGAAUUGUGCUGAAGGGAUAAAUGAUUCAACUGCUGGCUGCAGCGAGGAGAAUGCUGCGGCAAGAACCAAACCCGUUCUCAAGGAGAAAGAGGAGUUUCAGCUUGCGGAGGUUAAGCUACCACAGGGAAUCCAAUCAAUCACUGUUUCAAGUGUUGACUUGCACCCUGAAAAUGCUGGAAGUGUGCUUCAGUUUUUAGAGUUCUGUUUAACGUUUAGAGAGGCUCUGGGUUUGAGGGACGGGCAAGCUCAUUCGGUUGUACAUGAGGUUCUAUCUGAAAGAAGCACGAGCCAAGAGCAUUCUAUGCUUACCCAGACGAUAAUCCAGUUACUGACUCUUAUACUAGCAGACAGAGGAGAAAUAUCGGUUGGCAUUAGUGCCACUGAUGAUAGGUGGUUCACUAUUCUUGGAGAGUGUCUUGCGGAAUCAGAAGUUAAGCUUGAUGACUUCCCUCCUGAGAUGUUUCAUAAAGGCAUUUCUGAGUAUGCGGAGAUGGAUUCAUCACAAAAGCUUAAGCUUUUGAAUUAUUUAUGCGAUGAAGCGCUUGGCAUAUCGUACGUUAUAGAGACAUAUUCAUACAUACAUACAUACAUAUAUAUAAGAGGGCUUAAAUGCUGUGAUAAAUUUAUCAGGCUGAUGAGGAAUUUCAUCGAUAACCAUGAAAACCCUAAAUAUGUUGAAAAGAAAAAGAGAGCAGAAGAAAAGUUGAAUGCAGCAGAAGCUAAGGAGAAAGAACUGUAUCAGAAGAUAAAAGAUGAUUUUUCCAAAACUGAAGCAGAUAAUAAUGGGGUUGCAUUAACAAUCGAACAACGGGUUGCAAUUAUAUCGCAAAUGUCUGCUGAAUCUGACGAAGUUCAUUUUGAAAAGAAAAAGGCAUUAGAAAUGCAACCUAAAAGUCAAGAAUAUAACGAUGCUCUUAGAACCAACCCUGUUGAACUGGAAGACAAUGGUCUUAUUCUCUGGAAUUUGAAGUCGUACAAUGAAGAACCAACCAUUUUGCUUCAAGAUUUGGGAAGCUAUAGUGACAUAUGUCCUCAUGAAAAAUGGUAUUCUUUUAGCUCCGAGCAGAAACCACAGGUUGAAAAGUACAUCACUUUCAAAAGGAAGAAAAGUCUUCUAGAAGAGAAGAGAAAGAGGAAGGAGAAGAAGAGGAAGACUGUCUUUGAGUAGUAAUGAUGAUUUUUUCCAUUUGCCUUUAAGCACAUAUUACAAAAAUGGUGUCUAAGCAAGCAAAGGUAAAAAAAAGUGGACUCGUGCAUUCUUCUGACAUGCAAUUUUUAAAUUGCAUUUGAAUAUGAUUUGUUGUCUUAAUUACAUUUCUGAACAAUCCAAAAACUUUUUUUGUACUUUUAUGCUAAAAACAUUUCCAACAUGAUUGUGAACGAAUAAUAUUUGUAUCCAUUUUAUGAGUGUGAUUGGUUACAUCAUAAAUUUAGAAUGCGGGAGUAUUGUAAUUUUCAUAUUGUUAGUAAUCAUACAUAUAGUAUAAUUUUAAUAUAGAUUUUUUGGUGGAAUUUUUGUUUUAUAUAGCUUUACAGAAAUGAACAAGACAAAUAAAGAAUGCAUUCUUAUUGGAAAAAAACACUAGUAAAAGAUGGCAUAAGUUUUGCAUGUUAAAUAGUGUCAUACAAAAAAAGACGUUAUACAAGAUACUUUGCUCACCUUCCUGGAGGAAAAUCCAAGAUUUUUCUUCUAUUGGAUAAUUACAUUAAGAUGUUACUUUGUAAUAAGUAUUCUAAUCAUGGUAAAAAAUCAUACACAUUUAUGUUCAUAGUUACAAAAGUUGAAAGAACUAUAUAUACACUCUCUCAUGAUUUUCUUAAUCAAACUUUUGUAUGAUUAGGAUUAUCAUUCUCACCAAAUACAAACAUGUAAUAAGUUUGGUAUUUAUGAAAUAUCUACAGUAUAUGAUAUAUGAUAUAUAUAUAUUUUUCAUAUCACAAUAAGUUAAUGAAAUUAUUAUUUUUCAUAUCACAAUAACUUUCUUGUGAUUUAUUAUCGAACUUUCUUACGAUUAGAAUUAUCAUUCUCACUAAAUACAAAAAUAUAAUAAGUUUUGUAUUUAUGAAGUAUCUAAUGUAUAGAAAUAUUUUCAAAUCACAAUAAGUUAAUGAAAUUUUUUUUUUAUUAAAUAAAAAUUAGUAACAAUGCUUGAUUUCAAAUAAAUAUAAGUAUAUACAAUAUUGUUAACAGUGACGCGGUGCUUGUUGCACCAUUUUCAUAUAUCAACAUAUUUUCAAAAUUUAUAAGAUUUUUGUUAAAGGCUUUUGUAUUAAAUAUAUUUUGUGUUUUUUUCUACAAACGAGACAACUGGAAUUGAAAAGACAUAAAAGGAAAGUAAAAUUAAAAAAACCGAAAACAUAUAAACUGGUUCAAACAAACGGAAGACUUUGAACAAAAACUCCCCAAAAUGGCAAGAGAGCAAAAGAGAGGGACAGCCGCCGCUGAACAAAAACUCCCCGAAACCUUCCUCAAAGAGGCACCAUGUCCUCAGCGAACUAUCGCCAUUAGUCGGAGCUCCCGCAGAACCAUCAACUGGAAAGCAUAACCACUUCCACAAGAAGGAAGGCCAAGAAAACAAGGUGGUGACACCCCCAAACGUUACGAAACCUGAAAAGAAAACAAGUUAGUGCAAGAUCAGUGAAGAAACCACCUGACUGGAAGGCUUCGCCGGUUCGGAACGUGCUUGAGGAUAAGCCUAAGCCGCUCCCGACACCCACUCGCCUCCACCUCCUCCAGAAACCCUCCUCUUGACCGUCAAACCACCGUCCUCAACCAGCCGUUAGCCUGUCAGAGAGUCACCAAGAGUCCGUAUCCGAGGAUCCAAUCUCCUCUACGUCAGGCCGCUGUCCCAAGGAGACCUGUCACAUCACGCCGCUUCACCGGAAACCACAAAACUUAUAUGUUUGUUUCACCAAGAAAUUGUACUGAUAUGCGUUAAUUAGUCAAUGUAUUUUUUAAAAAGAAAAAUCUAGUUGGUUUUGCUGAAUUCGUAAUCCCCACAUCAUAUGUAUAGCUAACCUAAAUCUUUUCACAAUUGUCAGCAACUAUGUUAAUCAAAUGAAAUUUAAUUACUGACAUCGUUGUAAUUACUGUUAUAUAAAUACGUUAAUAAAGUCUCCACCCGGAAACAUAUUUCAUUUAUUGCCGGGUGGAGACUUUAUUAACGUAUUUAUAUAACAGUAAUUAUAUAACGUAUUUAUAUUAACAUAUUUCAUUUAUUCAAGCUUCCAACAUGCUAAAGAAAAAGCAAACACAUUCGCAUAGGCCAUAGACCAUUUUCUCCGUUAAAUAAAUUGUUUUUAUACCUUCACCGACUUCUUUUUAUUAUUAGAUGUUCAAUUGAUGUUAAUAUGUUAAUGGGUUUCCAUGUUCUUAGUUGCAUCUCAAAUUUUCUUUUGAAUCAUGUGUUUAAUAUGUAGGAAGAAAAGUCUUCUUGAAGAGAAGAUGUAGAAGAAGGGAAAAACUAUUUUUCAGUAGUAGUGAUGAUUCUUAUCAUUUGCCUGUGAACACAUAACACAAAAAGGUUUUGCUUAGUAGAGGUAAAAAGGUUGAGUCAUGCACUCUUCUAAGAUGCCAUUUUAAAUUGAAUUUGAAUGUGAUUUGUUGUUUAAUUAAAUUUGUUAACAAUCAAUACUCCUUUUGUAUAUCUUUAUGCUAAAAACCUUUCCAACAUGAUUGUGAACAAAAAUAGAUUUAUUCAGACUAUGAGUGUGCAUGUGUGAUUAUUCAAUGAAAAAAAAUAUCACACUAUUAAGGUGAUCCAAUGGAAUCAAGAAAGUGAUAUGGAAGCUCAUCUUCAGAGUCAUGCAGGAAGUACAGAAGUCAGAGGUGCUAACAUACAAAAGGUACUUCCAGAUGACUCAAUUUAUUAUUGCAAAGUGGACGCUUCUUGGAAGAAUGCAAAUGAGGUAGGAGGUAUUGGAUGGGCCUUAUACAACAAAGAAGGCGUCCAAAAACUCCAAACUCUGCCUCGAUAAAACCAACAAAUUCCUCAGUGGAAGCUGAAGCUCAAGCAUUGUUAAUGGCAGUGCAACAGAUCAGGAGGCUUGGAUACAAACAAGUUACUUUUCUCAGUGAUUGCAAGCCAAUGGUAAAAGAGUUGGAUCAGUGGAAAACUGUAACAACCAUCAAAGACAGUCCAUAACAUAGAGACAACCUCUAUGGUACAGGACAUUGUAGAUCGUUUAAGUAAAAAUGGUUUUCUUUUUCUUAUGUUUCUAGAUCAUAUAUCAAUGAAGUUGAUGUAUUAGCUAGGAAUGCUAGAAGCACAAUGAAAAACUAUAUUAUAAAAUGGUUAUCUUGAUCAAUAAAUGAAAACGUUGACAAAGAACAAAAAAGUUACAUUAUAAAUUAAAAUGUGGGAGUAUUACAAUUUUCAUGUUGUCACUAUACAUAUAGUAUAAUUUUCAUAUAGCUUUUGUUGAUGUACGUUUUUCAUAUACUCACUCCGUUUCAUAUUAAGUGUCGUUUUAGAGAAAAAUUAUCGUUACAAAAGAAGUGUCGUUUUCAAUUUUCAAUGCAAAAUUUAUUAAUUUUAUGCAUCAAUUUAUUUUUCUAUUGGUUGAAAUAUGGUUAGGUAUAUAAGUAAUGAUGUUUUUGUAUAGGAAAUGUAUAAAAUUAAUUGUUUUCUUAAUCCGUGUGCACAAACCCAAAACAACACUUAUAAUGAAACAUAGGGAGUAUAUUUUGACAUAAAUGAACAGUACAAAUAAAGAGUGCAUUAUAAUUGAAAAAAAACACCAGUAAAAGAUGGCAUAAGUUUUGCAUAUUAAAUGGGGUUGUACAACAAAAAAAAGACGCUAUAUACAAAUACUGUGCCGGUCCUAUUAUUUAAUGGGCUGGAAGCUAAAAUAAUAUACUAGGCCUUUAGAUUGACAUAUUCAAGAGAGUAUAAUCAAAAAAAGUAUUUAUGAUAAGAGGAAUACUCGAACUCUGAACCUUUGCUAUGGUAAUAGUAAUCACAACCAACUCGACUAACAAACAAAAUUAUUAAAAUGUGGCCGAAAUUAUAUUUAUUAUUUGUCGGUCGGAAGCAGCUGCUUCUGUUACUUACCUUCAAGACCGGCUUCAAGACCGGCUCUGACAAGAUACUACCUUCCUGAAGGAAAAUCCAAGCUUUUUCUUCUAUUCGAUAAUUACAUUGACAUGUUACUUUGGAAUAAACAUUCUAACUAUGGUAAAAAUCACACAUAUUUAUGUCCAAAGUUAAUUGUCAAAUGAUUAAUAUCACAACUUAACAAUCUAUAGUUGAGGCUAAUCCCUCAUAACAUAUUUAAACCCUAAAAUCUAACUAGGGAAUUACUCAAACAUGGCCAAGUAAUUCAUAACAGCAAUAAGGUAUGAAAACUGCAUUAGAAUAGUGAAUAGAUAUCAAUGGAGUUCCAAUCACAAAUAUAACUUUGGAUCUUCUCUCCAAUCUAUCAAAAUCCUACAAAACCUUUGCUGUGAAAAUCGUAAAACAAGAAAGCACAUUUUGCCUCUAACAUGUUGGAAAAGCUUAUAUAGUUCGGUUAAAACUCGUCAGGGGUAAUCUUGUAAAUUGGUGAAGACUUGGGCUUCAAGUCGGCUGUGACCAAACGGGUUUCUGCGCGCUUCGCUGUCGAUCGAUGUCAAGAUGUGAACAUCGAUCGAUUAUUCCUCUUCAAUAUCGACCGAUGGUCGAACUCGAAGGUCAUCUCAGGUGCUUAGUCCAAAUAUAUCUAAAUCCUCCAAAAACAUCACUUAUCUCCAAAUCACUCAUGAUCCUGUAAAUAUACUAAGUAGACUCUAUAAUAUAAUAAUUAAUAGUUAAAAAAACUUAUAAACCAUGGGUAAAAGUGGAUCAAAUUCAUGGUCUAUCAACUCUCCCAGACUUACCCUUUUGCUUGUUGAUACCACUCAAAUUAUCCUAAGGGGUGAUUUAUACUCGCUCAAAUAAGAGGUCGAGUUGUACUACUUAGGGAUCGAAUUCACAUGGAGCUAGGGAACCUAAGAAAUCUAAUAUGAUUUGUUAAGUUAGAUGGUCUUAGAUAUUUAAAUGUAAAUUGUAGUUUUAUAUUGAACAAGUGUUUGUUCAAUUGAUCGGUUGAGGUUUUGGUGCUUAAAAAGGAAAUAGUUAGACUUAAGGUUUUUAUUCAGGAAACUUGGGAUUAUAAUCCUACAGAUGCCUAAUGAGUUGCAUGCAUGAUAAUGUAAAGCUCAACUACUUAGUCAACAAGUCUAUCAGCUUUCGCAUGUUUAGACUUGUCUAUUAACUAGAUCUAAUGAUCUCAACUAUCAUAUGUCGACCAAUUAGAAAGUAUCGAUCGAUGAUCUUAUAGGGAUAUCGAUCGAUACACCUUUCGCUCCGUCGAUCUAUUAUUCAAUAAUGAUAUCGAUCGAUGCGCUUCUAGUUAAGUUUUAUGCGCAUGUUGAAUGAUAGCUUACUAAUCUCACUAGAUCAGCUCUCGCCUUACUCAUACCAAGAAACUUAGCUCAGUUAGAAUGUUUUCAGGAUGAGAAUGAAGCUUUCGCUUUUAUCUAUCAAUCCUAGGGCAAGUUCUAGGUAGCUAAUCCAGAGACAUACAUUAAUGAACAAUCCUAAUGAUAAUUACCACAACUCAGCAAUCUAUAGUUGGGGCUAAUCUCUCCUAACCUAUUUAAACCCUAAAAUCUAACAAUGGAACUACUCAGACAUGGCUAAGCAAUUCAUAACAGCAGUUAGGUAAGAAAACUUCAUUAGAAUAGUAAAUAGAUAUUAAUGGAGUUCUAAUCAUAAACUAUAACUUUGGAUCUUCUCUCCAAUCUAUCAAAAUCCUAUAAAACCUUGCUGUGAAAAUAAUAAACAAGAAAAACACACUUUGUCUCUAACAUGGUGGCAAAACUUAUAUAAUUAGGUUAAAACUCGUCAGGGUAAUCUUGUAAAUUGGUGAAGACUUGGGCUUCAAGUCGGUUGUGACCAAACGGGCUUUCUGCGCGCUUCCUGUCGAUCGAUGUCAAGAUAUGAACAUUGGUCGAUUAUUCCUCUUCAAUGUCGACCGAUGGUCAUCUCGAGUGUUUGCUCCAAAUAUCUCCAGAAUGCUCCAAAUAUCUCCAGAAUGCUCCAAAAUCAUCACUUAUCUCCCAAUCACUCCUGAUCUUAUAAAUAUAAUAAAUAGACUCUAUAAUAUAAUAAUUAUUAGUAAAAACACAUA